ACCUUAUCCUAGUUUUCAUUCAACAAAUCAAUCAUGUUACCUCUAACAUUAGCUAUUCCUACAAUACUCUUUCUAAUACUCAUUUUGAUUCUAUCAUCUCAUCUAAUUUUUCAUCCAAAACAACAUCAACAUAAUAAAAAACAUCCACCUGGUCCAAAACCUCUCCCAAUUAUUGGCAACCUUCACAUACUAGGAAAACUUCCACAUCGUACCCUUCAAACCCUUUCUAAAAAACAUGGACCCAUCAUGUCCUUAAAAUUAGGAAAAAUUCCAACUAUUAUAGUUUCUUCCCCUGAAAUAGCCAAACAAUUCCUUAAAACUUAUGACACUGUUUUCUCUAGUAGACCAAAAAUUCAAGCCUCAAAAUACAUGUUUUAUGGUGGAAAAGGAUUGGGUUUAGCUCCAUAUGGCACCUAUUGGCGCAAUAUGAAAAAACUUUGUACUUUGCAUCUUUUAAGUGAUUCAAAAAUUAAAAUGUUUGAACCUUUGAGGAACGAGGAAUUGAGAGUGUUGUUGAAAUCGAUUGAGAAAAAUGCGAUUUUAGGUGAAGUUGUGAAUCUUAGUGAGAUGGUUGGAGAAGUGAUAGCAAAUAUUACUUAUAAAAUGGUGUUGGGGUGUAAUAAAGAUAGUAAUUUGGAUUUAAAAGGACUUAUCCGUGAAGCAAUGAACUUGGCUGGAAGUUUUAAUUUGGCAGAUUUUUUGCCUUGGUUAGACAUAUUUGAUCUUCAGGGACUAACAAGUCGAAUGAAGAAAACAAGCAAAUCAUUUGACCAAAUGGUGGAGAAGAUAAUCAAAGAUCAUGAGCAUUCUUCAAACACCAUAAAAGAAGACCCUCACCAUAAGGACUUUAUUGACAUAUUACUUUCAUUAAUGCAUCAAUCCAUGGAUCCUCAUGACAAAGAACAAAAACAUGUCAUUGAUAUAACUAAUAUCAAAGCAAUUAUAUUAGACAUGAUUGGUGGAGCAUUAGACUCAUCUACAACAACAAUUGAAUGGAUCAUGUCCGAACUCUUAAGACAUCCAAAUGUUAUGAAGAAACUUCAAAAUGAGAUAGAAAAUGUGGUUGGUAUGAAUAAUAAGGUAAAAGAUAUUCACUUUGAAAAUUUACCUUAUCUUAAUAUGAUAGUGAAAGAGACAUUAAGAUUAUAUCCAGCUGGACCGUUACUAGCACCUCGCGAGUGUUUAAAAGAUGUCACAAUUGAUGGUUACUACAUAAAGAAAAAUUCUAGAGUCAUAAUAAAUGCUUGGGCAAUAGGACGAGAUCCUAAAGUUUGGACGGAUAAUUGUGACGUGUUUUAUCCAGAGAGAUUUAUGAAUAGUAAUGUUGAUCUUAGAGGACAUGAUUUUCAACUUAUACCAUUUGGAUCGGGCCGUCGAGGGUGUCCAGGCAUUCAAUUGGGCCUAAAUACUGUUAGGCUUGUUGUGGCCCAAUUGGUGCAUUGUUUUAAUUGGGAGCUUCCAUUUGGUAUAUCUCCUAAUGAUUUGGACAUGAGUGAGAAAUUUGGCCUCUCAAUGCCAAGAAAUAGCCACUUGCUAGUUGUGCCAACAAUUCGUAGACAUAAAAAACCACCAGGUCUAGAAGGUCUACCAAUUUUAGGCAACCUUCACAUCCUAGGGAGCCUUCCUCAUCGUACUCUUCAAACCUUGUCCCAAAAAUAUGGUCCUAUAAUGUCUCUAAGAUUAGGACUAGUUCCAACAAUUGUAGUAACUUCCCCUGAAUUAGCUGAACUAUUCUUAAAAACACAUGAAUCUAAUUUUGCAAGUAGACCAAAAAUUGAAGCAUCAAAGUAUCUUUCUUAUGGCAACAAAGGUUUAGUUUUUUCUCAAUAUGGUCCUUAUUGGAGAAACAUGAGAAAAGUUUGCACCUUGCAACUUCUAAGUGUGAUGAAAGUUGAGUCCUUUGCACCUUUGAGGAAGAAUGAAGUUGAAAGGAUGGUUGAAUUGGUAAAGAAAAAAGAAAGGGUUGGUGAGGUUGUGAAUAUUAGUGAAAUUGUGGAAGGUGUUUUAGAAGAAAUUGUGUAUAAAAUGGUGUUGGGGUGUAGUAAGGAUGAUAUGUUUGAUUUGAAGGGGUUAGUUAAAGAGAUUAUGCUUCUAGCUGGAAAGUUUAAUUUUGCAGAUUUUGUGCCUUGGAUUGGAGUCUUGGAUUUACAGGGAUUAAGGAGAAGCUUCAAGAGAACAAGUAAAGCACUUGAUAAAAUGUUGGAAAAAAUAAUCAAUGAUAAAGAACAAAGUUUCAAUGCACAAAAUGGUGGUCAUAAAGAUUUCAUAGAAAUAUUACUCUCAAUGAUGGACCAACCAAUUGACCCUUAUGAUGAACAAAAUCAUAUAAUUGAUCGAACAAACAUAAAAGCCAUUAUUUUAGAUAUGAUUUCAGCAGCAUUUGAUACUUCCACAACUGUUAUUUUGUGGGUUUUAUCUGAGCUAUUAAGAAAUCCAAAGGUUAUAAAAAAAAUUCAAGAUGAACUAGACAAAGUGGUUGGAGUGAAAAAAUUAGUAGAGGAAAUUGAUUUAGUAAAAUUAAAUUAUUUGGAUAUGGUGAUUAAGGAGAGUUUUAGAUUACAUCCUGCCACGCCAUUAAUUAUGAGAGCGUCCAUAAAAGAUACAAUUAUUAAUGGUUAUCACAUUGAAAAAAAUUCGAGGAUCUUGAUAAAUAUAUGGGCAAUUGGAAGAGAUCCAAAAAUUUGGUCGGAUAAUGUUGACGUCUUUUAUCCUGAGAGAUUUAUUGACAAUAAUAUUGAUAUUAAAGGAAAUGAUUUUGAGAUGUUACCAUUUGGGUCUGGCCGAAGAGGAUGUCCUGGAAUGAACUUAGGUCUUGUAAGUGUUAAAUUUAUUUUAGCUCAAUUGAUGCAUUGUUUUAAUUGGGAGCUUCCAAAGGGUAUUAGUAUUGAGGAAUUGGACAUGAUGGAGCAAUAUGGUUUAACAGCCCCAAGAGCAACACAUUUGUUUGCAGUUCCAAAAUAUCGUCUUCUUAUAUAGCACUAUAUUGAUGGAUCAAAUUGAUAGUAGUUUUUCUAGUUUGAUUUUGAUGUAGUAAAAAGUAUGUCAUUUGAGUUAUGGAUUUUCAAUAUAUUUUGUGGUAGUGUAAUAUCUGCAUGUUUGGAAUGACAUUAAAAUUAAAGAAUCACAAUGAAUUAUUAUCAACAGAAUAA
Messenger RNA from Cicer arietinum (chickpea), 3149 nucleotides. Its product is annotated as cytochrome P450 750A1-like. The record is from RefSeq and is a predicted model, not a curated record. Gene Ontology annotation, molecular function: oxidoreductase activity, acting on paired donors, with incorporation or reduction of molecular oxygen; heme binding; monooxygenase activity. NCBI's taxonomy places the organism in Eukaryota, Viridiplantae, Streptophyta, Magnoliopsida, Fabales, Fabaceae.